AUGGGCGUCAAGGUGUCCCCAUGGAGAGUGGACAAGCUCUCUCAGACAGAGCCCACCUGCACAGACCAGUCGAAGAAGCGCAUGGUUUACCGAGUCGGAGGAUUUUGUAAUGCCGUUGAAGGCGUGCUGGGAGAGGGCACUCUGUCCUCAUUGGCUGAAAUAAGACUUUUAUCUCCCAACAUGACUGAAGCCGAUGAACGAGUGAUCGGCAAUUCGAUCACGAUCAGAUAA
Messenger RNA from Protopolystoma xenopodis, 231 nucleotides. Lineage: Eukaryota; Metazoa; Platyhelminthes; Monogenea; Polystomatidea; Polystomatidae. The record is from the annotation of a GenBank genome assembly.